Messenger RNA from Papilio polytes (common Mormon), 2211 nucleotides. Its product is annotated as SEC14-like protein 2. The coding region runs from base 121 to 1371 and encodes 416 amino acids. The record is from RefSeq and is a predicted model, not a curated record. NCBI's taxonomy places the organism in Eukaryota, Metazoa, Arthropoda, Insecta, Lepidoptera, Papilionidae. The transcript is spliced from 10 exons. Gene Ontology annotation, cellular component: cytoplasm.
AGUUAUCAUAUAAGAAUUCGCGUUCGCGCUGUGUGCUCGCGUCAAUCGUGCGGCCAACUCCGAGUGUUAACGUCGAAUUGAAAUAUAAACACAUAUAAACAUUUGUAGAUUUUGUGUACAAUGGCCCCAAUGUCGAACACAGUCGUAGGCAUCGAUGAUGACCAACGCUUUGCAUUAAUGAAGUUUCGUCGAAGCGUUCGAGAUGUUCUGAAGCCGGAACACAAUGACCACUACCUUCUCAGAUGGCUCCGUGCUCGACAAUGGAACCCGGAAGCUGCUGAGAAAAUGUUACGAGAUUCUCUAAUUUGGCGUGAGAAAUGGGGCAUUGAUACCACACUAGACACAUGGAAAGCGCCUGAAGCUCUCGAAAAACACUUCCCCAGCGGCACUACGGGCUUCGACAAAGAAGGAUCACCUGUAAUAAUUGUCCCAUUUGUGGGCCUGGACGUGUGGGGCUUGCUGCACUCUGUAUCCAGAACUGACGUCAUCCGCAUGAUCCUGCGACACCUCGAGAACUAUCUCGCUAGUGCUAGGAAACAAUCGCUCGUACACGGACCUGACGCACUCAAGGUCACAGUACUAUUCGACCUGGAAGGGUUCAACAUCCGUCAGUACGCGUGGAAACCUGCCGCAGAGAUGGUGUUCACACUUCUACAAAUAUAUGAAGCUAAUUAUCCGGAAAUUUUGAAAACCUGCUUCAUAGUUAACGCUCCGAAGGUAUUCUCGCUGGCGUUCUCAGUGAUAAAGAAGUUCAUGCACGAGUACACGAUAUCCAAGAUCCAGAUCUACGGCACGGAGGCGCGGCGCUGGCAGGCGGCCGUGCUGGCGGCGGUGGACGGCGCGCAGCUGCCGGCGCACUACGGCGGCGAGCUGCUCGACGACAACGGAGACCCGAGGUGCAGUCUCAUGGUAAAGCCAGGCGGCAAAGUUCCUAAAAGCUACUACUCAAAGAACGCCUCCAGCGAGCAGAGCAAGGAGUACAAGCGAGUCACCGUCAAGACUGGCGAGAAACAUUCCAUUGACUUACUCUGUAUGGAGGAAGAAAGCGUUUUAAAAUGGGAAUUCGGUGUGGACAGUCACGACAUCAAGUUCGUGAUAAAGCGCAGGGACGCGGAGGGCGCGGAGAGCGUGGUGCACGGCCCGCGCAAGGUGCCCGCCGGCGCCCCCGACCUCGGCUUCCUGCCCGUCUCCGGGCCCGCUACCUAUUCUGUGAUAUUCGACAAUAAGAGUGCGUAUUUACGUAACAAGAAGGUGUUUUACGAUGUACUGAUCUCCGUCCCCGAGAAAGAUCUCAACAUGUCGGAUGAACCCGAAGACGCCGUCGAGGCUACAGAGAGCAGCGAGCGCGAGGUAGAAAGCGCUCGCCUUUGAAAUCUUACUGAUAUUAUAAGUGCAAAAGUUUAGUUGAAUGGAUAGUUGUUAGAGUUUGUAGCCUAAAAGGCUCAACGGAUAUAUUUAUAGAUAUAGAGGAUAGUAGUAGAUAGUAGUCCAAUUUUUUAAUCAAAAUCUGUCAAGUCAUUUAUGAGGUAUCUGUGAAGGUAUCGAGGGAUUAAAGGUACCUUUCGUAUUUUAGAUUUUUUUAAUUUCUGUUUUAAAAUUUUUGACACCCAAGGAGGGGUUGCCCCUUUCUAUUUCCUAGGGACGCCCAAGGCUAUUAGAUAACCUAAAUACGACAAUUUUUAUGCAAAUUGAUUUGCGUUCAAUCUCCCUUAAAAAUGUAAUCUUUACAACUUUUAUUUGUAUGUUCUGUUCUAAAAAAUGAUGAUGUUUGUAAUAUUGAUAUCAGUUUUGUUUAAUUAGAUUUUUAUUAAUGUGUAAAUGUAUCUACAUAAAGGGAAACAAUGAUAUAGUAUUUUUUAGCUAUUUUACUCAUAUGAUAAGAUUUUACGGAUGUACAAAGUAAGGUUUUUGUGUAGCUUAAUUUUUUAUUACAACGAAGUUUUUUAUUAAUUUUAUUUUAAUAAAUUUAGUGCAUUAUAUAUUGUGCUCAAUAAAAUAUGAGAUAUUUAGUAAGUAAAUGAGUUAUUGUUAAUAAUGUACGGCAUAGUCUGUGAUAAAUUUAUAGAAAUAUUCCCAAAAUAUAUGUCUGCAGUCUGCAUAUAUGAUUCUUUUUGUAUUAUAGAUGUUUUUAGUUUGGUAAUGUAAUUAUUAGUUACAAACUCAUGCUCUCUCUAUGAAGAAACUUUAGUGUACAUAAAACUGUGUAUAUUA